GAGCUCUGCAGGGAAAGGAAGCCCUGUGUACCCUGUGCGGCUGGCAGGACACCCGGAGCUGGUUCCCUCCCAUGCAGGCCUCUUUUCACAUCUGUAGUGGUUCUUUUCCUCUUGUCUGGGAGUCAAGAGAGAAGGGUCUGAGAAUGUCCAGCACAGCCGGGAACCAGACCUCCUCAGGCGACACAGACGACUACUCCUAUGGCAGCUGGUACCUCGACGAGCCCCAGGGUGGCCAGGAGCUCCAGCCCGAGGGAGUGGUGCCCUCCUGCCACCCCAGUGUGCCCCCCGGUCUUCUCCAUUCCUGCCUGGCUGUGCUGUCGAUCCUUGUGUUGCUGCUGCUGGCCAUGCUGGUGAGGCGCCGCCAGCUCUGGCCUCACUGCGGACACGGCAGGCCCGGGCUGCCCAGCCCUGUGGAUUUCUUGGCUGGGGACGGGCCCCGGACCGUGCCCGCUGCUAUCUUCAUGGUCCUCUUCAGCUCCCUGUGUCUGCUGCUCCCCGCCGAGGCCCCACUGCCCUUCCUGACCCUGGCCUCACCACCCAGCCCAGGUGGAGAAUCUGAGGCUUCAAGAGGGUCCUGGAAGAUGCUGGCCCUGCUGUAUUACCCUGCCCUCUACUAUCCCCUGGCCGCCUGUGCCACAGUCAGGCAAGGAACCUCACACCUGCUAGGCACUGUGCUGGCCUGGGCUCACUUUGGGGUCCAGGUCUGGCAGAGGGCAGAGUGUCCCCAGCUGCCCAAGAUCUACAAGUACUACUCCCUGCUGGCCUCCCUGCCUCUCCUUCUGGGCCUUGGAUUCCUGAGCCUGUGGUACCCGGUGCAGCUGGUGAGAAGCUUCAGCCACAGGACUGGAGCGGGACCUGAGGGGUGGCAGAACAGCUAUCCUGAGGAAUAUCUGAGGACCCUUCUUUGUCGGAAGAAGAUGGGAAGCAGCUCCCAUACUUCCAAGCAUGGCUUCCUGUCCCGGGCGUGGACCUGCUUCAGACACUACAUCUACACUCCACAGCGAGGCUUCCGACUACCCCUGAAGCUGGUGCUUUCAGCCACCCUGACAGGGACGGCCAUCUACCAGGUGGCCCUGCUGCUGCUGGCGGGCGUGGUGCCCACCAUUCAGAAGGUGAGGGCAGGGAUCACCACGGAUGUCUCCUACCUGCUGGCUGGAUUUGGGAUCGUGCUCUCUGAGGACAGGCAGGAGGUAGUGCAGCUGGUGAAGCACCACCUGUGGGCGCUGGAAGUUUGCUACGUCUUGGCCUUGGUCCUGUCUUGCUCACUCACCUUCUUCGUGCUGAUCCGCUCCCUGGUGACACACAGGGCCAACCUACAAGCUCUGCACCGAGGGGCUGCUCUGGACCUGGGCCCCCUGCUUCAGAGCCCCCACCCCUCCCGCCAGGCCAUAUUCUGUUGGAUGAACUUCAGCGCCUACCAGACUGCUUUUACCUGCCUUGGGCUCCUGGUGCAGCAGAUCAUCUUCUUUCUGGGGACCAUGGCCCUGGCUUUCCUGGUGUUCAUGCCCGUGCUCCACGGCAGGAACCUCCUACUCCUUCGAUCGCUGGAGGCCUUGUGGCCCUUCUGGCUGACCUUGGCCCUGGCUGUGACCCUGCAGAACAUGGCAGCUCACUGGGUCUUCCUGGAGGCUCUCCAUGGAUGGGCAGAGCUGACCAAUCGGCGCAUGCUCUACGCAACCACCUUCUUUCUCUUCCCCAUCAACGUGCUGGUGGGUGCCGUGGUGGCCGCCUGGCGAGUGCUCCUCUCUGCCCUCUAUAAUGCUGUUCACUUUGGCCAGAUGGACCUCAGCCUGUUGCCACCUAGAGCCGCCACUCUCGACCCUGGCUACCACACAUACUGCAACUUCUUGAAGAUUGAGGUCAGCCAGGGGCAUCCAGCCAUGAUAGCCUUCUGUGCCCUGCUCCUGCGAACACAGAAGCACCGGCCCGCCUCAGCCCCCCAGGAUGGCCUCAGACUCAGGGCGGAAGAAGAAGGGAUGCAGUUGCUACAGACCAAGGACCCUGUGGCCAAGGGAAUGGGGCCCAGGACCAGCCAUGGCAGGGCCCGCUGGGGUCUGGCCUACACGCUGCUGCACAACCCAGCCCUGCAGGCCUUCCGGAAGCGGGCCCUGUCAGGUGCCCAGGCCAAUGGCGCCCAGUCCUGAUGGUGAAGAAGGCCCAGCCACAUGUUCUCUUCUGUCCUGGGUGCUUCUCCUCCUCCCAGCCCUUCCCUCCCGGCUCCCCCAGCAUCACCCCAGCCAUGUCAGCCUCUCAGCUUAGUACCAGCUCUGCCAGUAGGUCCCCUGGACCAGGGCCCCAGUGACUAGCCCCAGAGGCUAGAGAUCGCCAUGGCUGGGUGAAGGUCUGCCCACACUACAAGUCUCAGGAGGGCUCUAGUCUGCCCGCUUGGUCUUGGGAAGCCAGAGAGGGCUCUGGAGAAAGUAGCUGGUGGUUUAGGCCCUUGGUCCAGCAGCAGUGGAACCAGCGUGGAAACAUGCAGGCCUCUCCCCAUGCUGGCUCUGCUGCCAGGCUCCAGGGCCUUACCGAAGGCUUCUGCACACUGGCGUGGGCGACUCAUGCUGGGACAGCUUCUUGCUCCAGCUCAGCCCCACCUCCGCCUCAGCCCUCACCACCUCUGUCCUACAGCUUCCCCCUCUCCUUUCUGGGGCCUCGGGGCCUGCAGGGCAGCCCGGGAGGAAACCGAUGGGAUCCUACAGCAACAAAGUCAGGGCUCACACCCGGCCCCACACCGAGUUGCCCACACUUGAGAACCUGAUAUUUUUGUAGUUGGUAUGCCUUUCGAUAUUAUGAAAGAGUUUAGUGUGCUCCUUGUAAUAAACUUGUCCCUGACAAACAGUCCUCCUUAGGAGAGGGACACGUGGGAAA
Molecule: messenger RNA, 2865 nt
Organism: Hipposideros armiger (great roundleaf bat)
Lineage: Eukaryota; Metazoa; Chordata; Mammalia; Chiroptera; Hipposideridae
Gene: STRA6
Product: signaling receptor and transporter of retinol STRA6
Exons: 19
Coding region: 72-2144 (690 amino acids)
Biological process (GO): vitamin A import into cell
Cellular component (GO): plasma membrane
Molecular function (GO): signaling receptor activity; retinol transmembrane transporter activity
Source: RefSeq, a predicted model, not a curated record